UUGCAGGAUAACUCAGCUCACUGUGAGGUUCGACCAACAGCGAAGCUGCUGAAUGGUGUCUCCAACGGGGGCGGGCUGAGUGAAACACAGCUGGAUGAGUUGCGAGCAGAGAGUGAAUUGAAUUUUGACCUUGCAAACAAGCGGCUUCAAGAAAUCCAUGAGUUGAAUGAGCGGAUACAAAAAUUUGUGGAGGAUACUGUACGGAUGGAAUGUGAUUUGAAGUCUGCAUAUAGUUCGUCUGCUCAAAUAAUACAGAGUACCGAGUAUCAAAAUCUAGUUGCUUUUUAUUCAGUAGUCAUUGAUGAAUGCCGAAGGUUAAGGAGUGACUUUGAAGCAGUGACAGAGGAGCGUGAUCUUUUAAGGCAAGAAAUGCUCCAGAAAGUUGAAGAAAUGAAGGCCGACGAGCAUCAAUCAAUGCGCAAAAUGCGAUCGCUUUGUGAACAAAUCACUCGAGACUUGAAUCAAGUUGGUUUAACUUACCUUAUGCGAACCGAGUCAGACAUGUUACGAAUGGAGUUCGAACAGUCGUUGGCAGCUCAUAGCAAACAAGAUGCGAAGCAACAAGACAUAAAAGUAUUAUUUGGUACGCUAAAAACGCAGAACUAUCAGCUGAACUCCGACGUUGCGAAGUAUAGAAAGAAAUGGAAGGAAGGCGUUAACACAAAUUACAAGAUACAAACCGAGUUGGACACUGAAAGACGUCGGUUAGAACGAUGUUUGGUAAUAGAGCUAGAUGAUGAGGAUUCAAAUGAGCUUGCGAGCCCAGACCAGUCGCGGGACGACUUGGAUAUUGGUGAUGAUGCCAAUGGGGAGAGUGUGAGUGCUUUACAAGCGAAAAUCUUGGAGUUGAAACUCAAAUUAGAAGUCUACGCUGAUGUUGGUGCGGACGUUAGAGAUAAGGCCGAGCUGCUUGUACGAGAGCGACGCUUAAAAAAGGAAAACGAAAGGUUAAUACAUCAGAUCAAGCGGUUAGGCAACAUUGAGAGGAAGGAACGAAUGCGUUACUUUGAGGUGUGUACUACUUGGUGCUUUCACUAUUUUACGAGUUUCCCAAUCUUCUAUAUCUAUUCGAAAGCUUUGCAAAUUUUGACAAUAUUGCUUUCGAUUUUCCUCAAAACUAUCGUCAAUUCAUUUGAACUCACAGAUGGACGCAAACAGGCUCUUUGCACAGAAAGAUACUGA
Molecule: messenger RNA, 1182 nt
Organism: Strongylus vulgaris
Lineage: Eukaryota; Metazoa; Nematoda; Chromadorea; Rhabditida; Strongylidae
Source: the annotation of a GenBank genome assembly